AUGGCCACUGAACAGAACUGUGACACCACCCAUCAAAUGUUCGUUCCUGCGGAUAUCCUACAUCCUACUGUCCACGGCCUCAACUGCCUUCCUAUUGGCCAUCGUACACUCAUCCAUACGAUCAGAGAGCAAUCCUUGAGCACGUGUCCCGUGUUACGUGGUAACACAUCACUAACAGGCGUUUCAGCGAUCUCUAAAUCGAUGGGAAAUUUAAACAUGGCAUGUGCUGUCUGGCCACUUGGAAGCAGUGUGGCAGCGAUUCCCGACGACGCUAGAGCAAUGGCAAUGUUGCCUUGCCUCCUGACCUCUGCAAGAAAAACAUUUGUUGCCACUGGCAUACUUGCAGAGGUCAGGAGGCAAGGCAAAAUUGCCAUUGCUGUAGCGUCAUCGGGAAUCGCUGCCACACUGCUUCCGGGUGGCAAGACAGCACAUGCCAUGUUUAAAAUUCCCAUCGAUUUAAAGAGCGCCGAAACACCUGUUUGUGGUGUGUUACCACGUAACACGGGACACGUGCUCAAGGAUUGCUCUCUAAUCAUAUGGGAUGAGUGUAAAUUUCACAAAAGACGGUCUCCCUCUUUUACUGCACUUUCUGUAGAUAUGAAAUGUAAAGAAGAAACGGAGUAUACAUUCGACGCCAGAACUGGCAAAUGUUACAAGUUCCACCGUUUGGCCAGGACUUGGUCCCGUGCGUAUAUGAACUGUAUGGCAGAAGGAGCACACUUAGCAAUCAUCAACUCUGAUAUCGAAGCCAAAGUUCUCAAAGAGAUAUUUGAAAAGAAUCCAGCUGGUUCGAUCAUUGGAGGCGAAUAUGAGUCUAAUGCAUACAUUGGCUUCAACGCUUGGACUGAACGCAGUGAUUUUAGGACUAUUGAAGGACAAAUUUUAAAAGAGGCUGGUUACGAAAAAUAUUAUACUGGUGAGCCAACCAAUCUGGAUCCGGGAGAGUUCUGCGGUACCAUCUACAGAGCCGGUUUAAUCGGUGAACUGUGGUGCGAUAAAAGAAUCGCUUUCAUAUGCGAAAAGGAUCCAUCCAGCCUAUCCUGUGACGAUUACUGA
Molecule: messenger RNA, 1056 nt
Organism: Chilo suppressalis (striped riceborer)
Lineage: Eukaryota; Metazoa; Arthropoda; Insecta; Lepidoptera; Crambidae
Source: the annotation of a GenBank genome assembly